Molecule: messenger RNA, 639 nt
Organism: Cyphellophora attinorum
Lineage: Eukaryota; Fungi; Ascomycota; Eurotiomycetes; Chaetothyriales; Cyphellophoraceae
Product: Peroxisomal membrane protein PAS20
Exons: 1
Coding region: 1-639 (212 amino acids)
Biological process (GO): protein import into peroxisome matrix, docking
Cellular component (GO): membrane; peroxisome
Molecular function (GO): protein binding
Source: RefSeq, a predicted model, not a curated record
AUGUCAGGCGGCAAAGGCAUCCAAACACUACCAGACGGUACCCCAGCUCCUCCACGUCCUUCACGAAAGCCUUUCAUCAUGUUCGCAAUCGCCGUGUUCGGCUUACCAUAUCUCAUGAGCAAACUCAUCCGCUCGAUGGCCGCCAGCCAGGAAGAAGCAGCACGCAAGCAGCAGGAGCAAGGCCUCAUGUAUACGAAUCAGAAUGGCGAGCAGGUUGCACUCGACCCAAAAAAGCUCGAGUUCUGCAGGGUACUAUACGACUAUACUCCAUCCAGCCAGUCCGGAGGGAUGGAUCUUCAGGUCCGAAAAGGCGAUUUGGUAGCCAUAUUGUCCAAGAGUGAUCCCAUGGGCAACGCUUCAGACUGGUGGCGAUGUCGAUCCCGAGAUGGCAAAGUUGGGUAUCUUCCUGGUCCUUAUUUACAGCCUGUCCAAAGGCCUGUACAGAGGCAGCAACAAGCGAUAACAACCGGAAGUGAGACUGCCAGUGCACCCGGAAGCCGGACGACGACCCUGAAGGGAAGCAAUGACCUUGGCGAGCGGACGAAGAGUUUGACUUCUGUGCCCGCCCCGCCCGAGAUCAAGGGCAGACCAAACGAUAUCACGGCGGAGGGAUUCCAGAGGAGUGCCUUUUAUUCUUGA